Saxophila tyrrhenica is the source of this 1029-nucleotide messenger RNA. RefSeq lists its product as uncharacterized. The transcript has 2 exons. The record is from RefSeq and is a predicted model, not a curated record. Lineage: Eukaryota; Fungi; Ascomycota; Dothideomycetes; Mycosphaerellales; Extremaceae. The coding region runs from base 1 to 1029 and encodes 342 amino acids. Gene Ontology annotation, molecular function: oxidoreductase activity.
AUGGACUCGAGCUUAGCAUCUAUGCCCCAAAGGAUGCACCUCAGCUCUGACGAAAACCUCAAUCAAACCCACAACCAGCAAGAACCCAUCAUGAAAGCCGUUCGCGUAUCAAAAGACGCCUCCACAGCCUCUCUGGCCAUCGCAGAGAUACCCAAGCCCACUCCCGCCUCUGGAGAACUCCUCGUCAAAAUCAAAGCUUCCUUCAUCCAGCCUGCCGACAUUCUCAAUUCUAAAGGCAGCUUCCCCAUCACCACCUUCCCUCGCACAAUCGGCAAAGACUUCUCGGGCACCGUUAUCUCAGGCUCCCCAGACUGGAUUAACACAGAUGUCUACGGCACCUCCGGAUCCACCUUCAGCUUCACGGAAGAUGGCGCGCAAGCCGAGUUUGCCGUGUUGCGAGAGGAUUGCGUGGCCGUGAAGCCAGGGAACCUGAGUUUCGCGCAGGCAGCGGCGGUCGGGACGCCUUUCACGACUGCUUUCACGGCGCUGAAGCGGGCGAGGGUGGUGGAACGAGAGGUGGUCAUGGUGCUGGGGGCGACAGGGGCUGUAGGGUCGGCGGUAGUGCAAAUUGCAAAGAGUAUGGGGUGUCGAACGAUCACGGUGGGUCGACAUGGGACCGAUGUUGAUUCUACCAAGGACCCAGAGCUACAGAGUGCGAAGGACUUGUCUGAUGGCAAGGGUCCGGAUGUUGUCGUUGAUACUGUCGGCGACUUCGCAUUGACCAAGGCUGCGUUCAAUGUACUGGCGCCCAAAGGCAGGCUGUCAACCAUUACCGCCCCGAGGCAGGGAUCCACUGAACUGGCUGUUGAUAUCCUCUCGCUGUACAGGAGGCAGAUUGAGCUCAUCGGAUGCAACACAGCUUCUAUGCCGCAGGCUGAUUUCGCGAGAAUGAUGGAGGGAAUGACGCAGCAGUUCGAGUCAGGGGCAUUGACGGCACCGGAGGAGAGUACUAUGACUAAGAUUAGUAUCGACGAUGCGCCAGAUGCGUAUUCCGGUAAGAUCAAGCGGGCAGUGAUAGUGUUUGAAUAG